AUGGAUGAGGGCUCCGAUAAGGCCCCUCGACGCAAGAGGGUCUCACGCGCCUGCGACCGCUGUCGUAGCAAAAAGGAUAAAUGCGAUGGCAUCCGUCCCACAUGCUCUGCCUGCCAGGCCUCCGGUCAAUCCUGCUCCUACGACCCCCACGCAAAGAAACGCGGUCUCCCUGAAGGCUACGUCCGCGGACUCGAGAAGCUCUGGGCGCUAUCACUCUGUAACAUCGACGGAUUCGAAGAUACCAUGCUGGCCAUGCUAGGCGCGACCGCCGACUCUGCCGAUCGUCGCGCCAAAUUGAUGUCCGUCUGGUCUGAGGAUACUUCUUCCGAGAGUCUGCAUGAAACCUGGAAGACGAGUCGUCUGUAUGGCGCGCUGGAGAAAAUGCUCUCCGGCUCGGAACAGACCCCCGCGAUAGCUACAGGCACGGGGAAACGGUCGCGUAACCCGAAUGAUGAUCUGGAUGAUACUUGGGGGUAUCGCUUUGGGAGGGAAUCGAGUCCGCUUGGUCCGGCUGCGCCGCGAAUUGUCGGGCCUGUUUCACUUUCGCUUUCGUCGGCCUCAGCCUCGAUGUCAGGAAUUUCGCCAAGUGCGAAGCGCUCGCGAUUGGCGCAGGCACAGUCACAGGCACAGUCUGAUCGUGGUCUCUUAUCAUCUCCACAAAAUCUCCAGUUACCCCCGCAAACCUCCCAACUCCUCGACAUUUACUUCGCCGCAACACACUCCUGGCUCCCAAUCCUCGCAAAACACAAUACCCUCCGCGCUUCCUACCUCUACGCCAACACCGCCGUCUCCCUCACAGCCACGACCCCCGGUUCCGGCGACCAUGCUGCACUAUGGGCGAUCCUCAGCUACACAAUCACUCAAUCCCGAACCGAUCCCCGCUCCAGUCCCGUCGGGACACUCUCCUUAGCAAAAGAGUAUUACACCAUCUCACGAAAUCUCAUCCCCCUCGAAAAAGACCGCUAUGAACUCGGCCAUAUCCAGGCAUUACUAUUACUUACACUGGUGAACAUGGGACUGGAGGAUUGGACAGCGGCAUGGUUAUUAAGUGGACAAGCAGUGCGCAUGGCGAUCGCAUUAGGACUGGGCUCUUUCACCGAUACGCGACAAUCCGAUGAGCUCAGACAGGGCAAGGCGGUGUUUCUAGGCUGUUUUGUCAUCGAUUCUUUACUUUCUUUCCGCCUUCGUCGUUGUCCGGCCAUGUCAGCGAAUGACAUUGCAACGGUCGGUCUAUUAGAAGAAGAUGGACUAGAAGAGUGGAAUUCCUGGGCCGAUGUUCUUCCCACGGCCAACGCCAGCCCCAGCACCGCGCAUGGGAAGGUCCCUCCGCGCCGAGGACCACUGAUGUCUCUCAGCUGCUUCAACCGCCUAGUCGAACUAGCCAGCGUGCUGAACAAAAUCUCACGCAAUCUUUCAAUGGGGUACAAACCCGCAACAUUCGCCCAGCAGCUAGUCAUGGACCUGAAACAAUGGGACGACGGACUGCCUCUAGGCUGCCGUCUAAUCGGACCGGAAAGUAUCUACCCAGAGCGACACUCAGCCUUACUACCGCAUCAAAGUUAUCUCGGAUUAACAUAUGUCGCCACCCUUCUCUGGCUAUAUGUCUGUCUCAUCCCGGGGGAACAGGGCUUACAUCGCGCUCAACGGCCCGCGACAGAGGGCGCAAAGAAACUCCUUUACCGCGGGUUAUCCAUGCUGGGCCAGCAUCUGGAGAAUUUCCCGAUCUGCGGACUGCCCCCGAUGUUCGAGUUCGGGCUCCGGACUAUCUCCGAGCAGGCAUUUUCGUUACGCCAGGUUGAUGCGUCGGAUACGUUCCCGUUUGCGCGGUGGGCGGACGAGUUUCGUCAGAAGACGAGUGCUCUUGUUUCCACCUGGCCUGCUUAUGGUUCUCUUACCGCGGCCAUGGAACGGUCUCAGCAGUCACAGUCACAGUCACAACAGCCGAAUGGGUAUCACCCAGCGCCAGCGCCAGCGCCAUUUGGAAGUGGGGGCAUGCUAGCACCAACCACGAUCCCGAGUACUGUUCCUGUAUCUAUCCCCGUCCCCGUCCCGGAACAGACAUACGCCUCAUCCAUAAUGGGAAUAAGCAUACCAGCCGACACCCAAACAACGCCAAAAGACACAAUAAUGUCAAACACAGACCUCAUGAUACCAGAAAUCCCCCCCAAUAGACCCACCACCAGAAUACCCCCCCACACCCACACCCACACCCACACCCCUCAACUUCCUCCCCUCUUCCUCCUCCCUCCGCGACGAAUCCCGGCCCCGCCCCCGGCCCAAACCCGGAAGAUCUAG
Messenger RNA from Penicillium manginii, 2295 nucleotides. Its product is annotated as putative C6 transcription factor. The record is from RefSeq and is a predicted model, not a curated record. The coding region runs from base 1 to 2295 and encodes 764 amino acids. The transcript is spliced from 2 exons. Gene Ontology annotation, molecular function: DNA binding; zinc ion binding; DNA-binding transcription factor activity, RNA polymerase II-specific. Lineage: Eukaryota; Fungi; Ascomycota; Eurotiomycetes; Eurotiales; Aspergillaceae. Gene Ontology annotation, biological process: positive regulation of transcription by RNA polymerase II; DNA-templated transcription.